Messenger RNA from Aspergillus melleus, 1308 nucleotides. RefSeq names its product questin oxidase family protein. Lineage: Eukaryota; Fungi; Ascomycota; Eurotiomycetes; Eurotiales; Aspergillaceae. The transcript is spliced from 4 exons. The coding region runs from base 1 to 1308 and encodes 435 amino acids. The record is from RefSeq and is a predicted model, not a curated record. Gene Ontology annotation, molecular function: oxidoreductase activity.
AUGGCUACUGCUACCAAGAUUUGUUUGACUCCAAAAGAUACCGGUGUAUUCAGCACAUCAGGACUCAGCGAAGCAUCUGCUCGAAAAGUCAGCGAAGUGCUCCAGCAUAUUAUGGAGAAUCACCACGUCUACGUGAAUGACAUCGGAUUCCACAAUCAUAUCGUGCAUUUUAUGCUUACUAUCUGGGCCCUCGGAGCCUCGUCUGAAACCAUUCAACUUCAAUACGACCGGGAAACAAAGCGUCAAAGACCCGCCCUGCCUCGGGAUGAAGCUAUCGUCAAAUCCUUCAGUGAUAAGGAGGCAUUUAUGAGCCACUUUUACGAAGAGGCCCACUAUUCUAACUACCUCGCUUUCUUCCAACAGGAGAUCGAAACCAAGGGAGUCGCCGACGUGAUUAAUGAAUAUCUGUUUAGCGGCGACGAGCUCGCGGAGUCUCUUCUUUCGAGGCUCUUUAGUGGACUGAUCCAUCCCAUCAUCCACUUGGGCUUCGGAAUUGAGUUCAACCAACCGGCAAUUAUCGCCCAGGCGCUUGCUCAGGCCGCUGUGCAUGAGGACUAUUUAGGCUCGAGUUUCUUUGGUCCAGCCGAGGAAGCGGCUUUGAAGGCAGAGGAAAAGAAGACACUGAUACAGAUAAUGGAUCAGAUGCGUGUGGACAGGACGCUUAGUACUGCUGCUCAUCAUGAGGAUGGCGACAGGUUUGCAGACGGAUUCUUGAAACGCGCCCCAGAGAUAAUCGCUCAUUGCAGCCAAUGGACAGUGCCAGAAGACAAGAUCCACGAGAGGCUAGCUGAAAUGAUGAACACUGCAAUCUACUGGACAGCCACAGCACAGAACCCCAAGAAGGAAAUCAAACUAGACUUCUUCUACAUACACUCGGUAAAUUCCGCCAUUCUCUUCAAAGCCUUUAUGGACCUGCCUUACCUCAGCCCUCACAACAAGUCUCGUCUUUUGGAAAUGAAAGGCCGUAUAGACCUGUUGAAUUGGGCAUCCCGCAACAUGCCCAAACCUGAGCCCAAGGACGUGAAUGAUUACAAUAUUUGCCUUGACUGGCCUGACAUAUUUGCUCAGAGCUGCAAGCACCCCACCGAUGAUGGCCAUCUGCCCAAAUUUGUCCGUGCAGUAGCGUAUGCUCGAGAGCUAUGUCGGGCUUAUGAGGCAGAGGAGAGAAAUGGUUUCUUGGUGAAGGAUGACAUGUGGAUCCGGAUUGCGAAUAUGGCCAUCGAUUCGGUGGGAGAUACACCAGGUGAUAUGUGGGUUCGAGGAGCCGGUUUUGCUGAAUCCUGGGCCAGAUUUGGGCCUAGAAAGUGA